UUACGGCCGCCACUGCCGUAUUUCCUGGGGCGCCCUUGCCUAGGUGGUUUGUAAGUGCUGGUGGUGGACGAAUCGCUUUGUGAUAGAGGCAGAAACUUGGUGGGCUGGGAUGAACCGCGCUCCUGGUGGAGGCAGGGGAACCAAGCAGGUGCCAUGGCCAGUACAGUGGUAGCAGUUGGACUGACCAUUGCAGCUGCAGGAUUUGCAGGUCGUUAUGCUUUGCAAGCCAUGAAGCAUAUGGAGCCUCAAGUAAAACAAGUUUUUCAAAGUCUACCGAAAUCUGCCUUCAGUGGUGGCUAUUACAGAGGUGGGUUUGAACCCAAAAUGACGAAACGGGAAGCAGCAUUAAUACUAGGUGUAAGCCCUACUGCCAAUAAAGCCAAAAUAAGAGAUGCUCAUCGACGAAUUAUGCUUUUAAAUCACCCAGACAAGGGAGGAUCUCCUUAUAUAGCAGCCAAAAUCAAUGAAGCUAAAGAUUUACUAGAAGGUCAAGCUAAAAAAUGAAGUAAAUGUAUGAUGACUUUAAGUUCUUAUUCACUUAUGCAUACCAGCUUUUUAUAAUAAAAUGCCUCAAACCUACAAA
Dama dama (fallow deer) is the source of this 583-nucleotide messenger RNA. It is a transcript of the gene DNAJC19, whose product is annotated as DnaJ heat shock protein family (Hsp40) member C19. Gene Ontology annotation, cellular component: PAM complex, Tim23 associated import motor. Gene Ontology annotation, molecular function: ATPase activator activity. The coding region runs from base 154 to 504 and encodes 116 amino acids. Gene Ontology annotation, biological process: protein import into mitochondrial matrix. The transcript is spliced from 6 exons. NCBI's taxonomy places the organism in Eukaryota, Metazoa, Chordata, Mammalia, Artiodactyla, Cervidae. The record is from RefSeq and is a predicted model, not a curated record.